AGUCUCCUCUCGGUACAUGGGAUGGCGUGAAAACCGGAACCCUGGACCCUUGAAAGAAUUCCUCAACUUCAAAACUUUGUUCUCUCCAUAGCAAAGCUAGCUUAGUUUCUAUGCUGUACUCACUACUGGCCUCGUUUGCUGUGAUUGAACAGUAAAGACACACCCAAUAAACACCCGCAUCAAACCACACCCCCAAGACAACUCACUGUUUGCGUGGCUUUCGCUCUUUGAAAUAUGCUAUCGAAACUUAUUGUUUCUGCUUCGUGAUUAAAAUCAUCACACCGGGAAGCAACAUAAAUCAAACAUCCGAUCAUCACUCCUGACUUACUGCGCUCAACCAACGCGUUAAAAGUCAUGGACAAACUUAAAUCAGUUUUGAGCGGAACGGAUGGACCCAAUGAAAACGGCAACAUCUUGCAGGCAGCGAAUGAAGCAUCUACUUUGGGUUGGGGUACACGAGUGAAGGGAUUUAUUAUCUGUUUUGUGAUUGGGGUCACCUGCUCAAUCUUGGGAGUCUGUAUGCUCUUCAUCCCCAAAGUAGGAAUCCUCCUCUUCAUCAUCUUUUAUACCUUUGGAAACAUCUGUUCACUCUGCAGCACCAUGUUCCUGAUGGGACCAGUCAAACAGCUGAAGAGGAUGUGUGACAAGACCAGAGCUCUGGCCACUACUAUCAUGUUGACAUGUCUUGUGUUGACUCUCUGUGCAGCCUUCUGGUGGGUGAACUUUGGUCUCGCUUUGUUGUUUUGCAUUUUGCAAGUCCUAGCAUUUGCCUGGUAUGGCUUGUCAUAUAUCCCUUUUAUCAGAGAUGCCAUCCUGAAGAUUAUUACGAUGUGUGUAAAGUGAAGACCCCAGACUGGCCUGUCAGCUUGAAGGAACAACUGUGCCUCGGUUACAAAGGAUAUCUUUCUGGUCUGAGCUUGAUGGAUAUAUGUUUGAAACGGAACGUUGUAUUGUCCAUAACUUUGACGCGCUGCUUGAGAAGGGGCCAACCAUCUCCUUACAGUAAAAUUGUACUACCUCUAUACCCUUCCAUUUAAAAAAUGUUAAUGGUAUUUUUUUAUCCUUUGUAUUUCCACUAUUAGGGAAGAAUUGUGCUUUGGGUUUAUUUAGAUGUUUUGACCAUUUCUAGUGGAAACAUUUGUCUUUUUUACUAUGUAUAUUUGUUUACUACUGUGGGGGAAAUUGUUGGUGAUGAGUAGUAAGAACAUGUAAUUAUUUGAUCCAAUUGUUGAAUUGUUUUUCAUAAGGUCUCUGCAUAUGCUGUAAAUAUGUGAAUGUAUUAUAAAGGUUUAUAAAUGAAGGACUUUAUUCAUUGGUAAA
Molecule: messenger RNA, 1320 nt
Organism: Oncorhynchus mykiss (rainbow trout)
Lineage: Eukaryota; Metazoa; Chordata; Actinopteri; Salmoniformes; Salmonidae
Gene: sft2d2a
Product: SFT2 domain containing 2a
Biological process (GO): vesicle-mediated transport
Cellular component (GO): membrane
Source: RefSeq, a predicted model, not a curated record